GGGCGCCGGGGGACCCUGGCCACGGGCUUCUCUCCGAGUUGCUGCGGACCGCCCCGACGCAGCUAGCGGAGAGGACGGGAGCCCGGAGUCAUGCAGAAGCCAGGCUGGCCGGGGCUCGGGCCGCAGUGGACACAGGGGCUGCCCCGCCCCGCGUCUCCCGCAGCCGGAUCGUGCCCGAGAGUCUCCCGGGUCUGGACUGGGCCUGGCGGCGUGGGAGGGGCAGGGCGGCGGGCGGCGCUUCCGGAGAGCGGGGCCUGCGCGCUGCUCUUCCCCGCGGAGCCCGCGCAGUCCGCGCAGCCCUCAUCGCAACGGGGCCCGCGCGCAGGCCUUACAUAGGAAGUCCUUCUAAAGAGCUGCCUGCCAGCUGCCCUUCCCCAGAUCCCGAAUAUCCUCCUGGCCAGGUGGAGGAGAGAACAGUUCCUCAGCUGGUCAUGCUGAGCUCAUACCCUGAUGGCUGCUCCAUGAGGUCAAGACUGGGUCUCCUCCCUCCUCCCCCUUCACCAAUGCCUGGUCUCACGGGGCUAGUUUUGACCCCCACGCUAUGGCAUCAUCGACCUCCCUCCCAGCUCCUGGCUCUCGGCCUAAGAAGCCUCUAGGCAAGAUGGCUGACUGGUUCAGGCAGACCCUGCUGAAGAAGCCCAAGAAGAGGCCCAACUCCCCAGAAAGCACCUCCAGCGAUGCUUCACAGCCUACCUCACAGGACAGCCCACUACCCCCAAGCCUCAGCUCAGUCACGUCUCCCAGCCUGCCACCCACACACGCGAGUGACAGCGGCAGUAGUCGCUGGAGCAAAGACUAUGACGUCUGCGUGUGCCACAGUGAGGAAGACCUGGUGGCCGCCCAGGACCUGGUCUCCUACUUGGAAGGCAGCACUGCCAGCCUGCGCUGCUUCCUGCAACUCCGGGAUGCAACCCCAGGCGGCGCUAUCGUGUCCGAGCUGUGCCAGGCACUGAGCAGUAGUCACUGCCGGGUGCUGCUCAUCACGCCGGGCUUCCUUCAGGACCCCUGGUGCAAGUACCAGAUGCUGCAGGCCCUGACCGAGGCUCCAGGGGCCGAGGGCUGCACCAUCCCCCUGCUGUCGGGCCUCAGCAGAGCUGCCUACCCACCUGAGCUCCGAUUCAUGUACUACGUUGAUGGCAGGGGCCCUGAUGGUGGCUUUCGUCAAGUCAAAGAAGCUGUCAUGCGUUAUCUGCAGACACUCAGUUGACACUUGUUAUAUCAUGGGACCCCGGAAAUUGGAGUAAAGCUAGAAACAGAAAACCCAUGCAGGGCCUCGGAUUCCCACAAAUGUGACAAGAGGUAUAGGGAGUGAGUCGCAGCGCUUUGCUCGUGACCCUGGGAUCAGAGCACCCAUCAGGCUUCCAUUACUGUGGGCUCCCUAAGAAGACCAUGGAGAGCUUGGGGACUCCCCCAGGAAGGCCGUGAAGCUGGGGAUUCCCCCUAGGAAAGCCAUGAGGAAGCUGGGGACUCCCCAAGAAGGCCAUGAGGAAGCCAGAAAUUGGAAGUGGUAGGAGGUGGUACUGAUCAAUGAUGGCCAGCAGGACUCAUCUCCUGCCUAACUGGACAGGAAGCCUGGUGCCCACUUCUGUCUUCCCCUGGAACUGGGCACUGGCGUACACUGGUAUCCCUCCUAAAGAAGUGACUCACCUGACUGAUCAGCAAGAAGCCUAGAUUGCAGGCCUCACCAUGGAUGGUCUUCCUAGUUGCCUGGGGAAACCCUGGAAUGGGCGUCAGGAGAAAGCAACAAGAAUCCAGUCCUUCACACUCACACUACUCUGUUCCUCUUCCCAGAGACAUCGAUUCACUUCAAAGAGCUGUAGGGAAGAUGCAGUCAGCACUGCACUGUAUUUUUUAUUUAUUGCCUAGGUGCCAUUAAAGACACAAACCUAGAAGCCUAGAGGCCAUUCUGAAUAUGGGGGUGGGGUGGUGGAGGGAGCAAGUGAAGAGAUGGGAAUCCAGGGCUCAGGGUUCAACGCCUUCACCUGAGAUCACAAGCCCAUGGAUGCUGUGACAUCUGGGAGCUUCAUCAGUGGUCUGGCUAAAGCUGAUACUUUCACAGUCACCAUCUUCACCUUUGGACUGGGAAGAAUCACCAUUUUUCUUCUGGCAGAUGACUGUAUUCCUUAUAGGACAGGCAAGGUUUCAUUCAUCUGUUCUCAGUAAGUUUGUUGUUGAACUGAAAUGAAUUUCAUUAUUUCCUCCAAUGUGUACUUUUGUGCCCCCCUCUCACUUCUCCCUAUCAUGACCCCUCUUUUGCUGAAAAAAAUUUUUAUUAUUUUUUCUAUCUCUAGUUCUAGAAAGAGAAAAUUUAUUUUUUAAAUUAUAAACUAUUUUGCCAGGCGCCAUGGCUCACACCUGUGAUCCACCUGCCUCGGCCUCCCAAAGUGCUGGGAUUACAGGCGUGAAGCACCACGCCCAGCCUAAAAUAAUAUUUUACCUUUUACUUUGUGCUUUUUGUGUUUUACUCAGGAAGUCCCCCCCUACAUCUGCUUUCUUCUGUAUUUCUUUUCAUAUUUAGGUCUUUAAUCCACCUGGAUUUUUUGUUUGGGUUUUUGUUGUUCUUUAGUCAAAGAUCCAAUUCUUUUUUCUAUUUAAAUAACCAUCAUUGACUGACUAGUCCAUCCUUACCCCACCCCUACUGAUUAUGAUGUCACUGCUGUCACAUAUUGUCAUUCGUGGGGGGCUGUUACUGGGUUCUCCAGUCUCCUCCCUUUAUCUGUUUGUGUAUCCCUGUGCUGGUGCCACACUGCCUUGUUCACUGAUGUUUUUAAUAAGCCUGCACCAUUUGUAUGUCAAUUCUUCCUGCUCUUCUUAUCCAUCAAAAAUCACUUUAACUUUUCUUGUUCCUUUACUCUUCCAUAUAAAUUGUUUAUUCAACCAUCAGGUUCCAGGAAAAAACCUGUUAGUAUUUUCAUUGGACUUACAUGGAAUUUGUAGAUUUUGAAAAAACAGAUAUUUUUAUGAGUCUUCCUAUUCAUAAAAAUAGUAUGUCUCCAUUUACUUAUGUCUUUAAGUGUAUUUCAAUAAAGCUUUCUAUCUUUUC
Molecule: messenger RNA, 3043 nt
Organism: Pan troglodytes (chimpanzee)
Lineage: Eukaryota; Metazoa; Chordata; Mammalia; Primates; Hominidae
Gene: TIRAP
Product: TIR domain containing adaptor protein
Exons: 6
Coding region: 542-1207 (221 amino acids)
Biological process (GO): positive regulation of tumor necrosis factor production; positive regulation of canonical NF-kappaB signal transduction; toll-like receptor 4 signaling pathway
Cellular component (GO): cytoplasm; plasma membrane
Molecular function (GO): Toll-like receptor 4 binding; Toll-like receptor 2 binding
Source: RefSeq, a predicted model, not a curated record